Molecule: messenger RNA, 842 nt
Organism: Anthonomus grandis grandis
Lineage: Eukaryota; Metazoa; Arthropoda; Insecta; Coleoptera; Curculionidae
Exons: 3
Coding region: 81-689 (202 amino acids)
Source: RefSeq, a predicted model, not a curated record
UUGAAUAACAUGUCAACACAUUCAAAUAUGACAAACUCAAAAUUUGAAAAACGUUUUAAAAAAUAUUAUUUUAAACUGUUAUGAGUUUCCGUACUGAUACGUUCAUUAUCAUACGAUAUGGCCCCUACAAUGCUUAUGGUACUAUCGACCAUCGUACACAAAAACUUACCGGAUUAUGCGGUGCCCUUACAGGUCUGGGCUACGAGUUUAUCCUUGUUCCUAUAAACGAAUAUAACAGAAUGUCUGUUGAAAUAUACGAUCGGGAAAUAUUCCGUUGCGACAUCAGAAAUUUGAUGUUUAAUAUGCCAAUAGAGGAAGAUCCGGUUGGUCAGAGAGCUCUUGCCGCAAUCGAAGAGGCGCGGCGUCGAAUGUGUGCAGUCGAAAGCGAAGAUAACCAAGAGACCCAAUCAGCGAAAGGCACUUCGACAUCCUCAGUGGAUCCGACCAAAGCGUUUUCGAAUGAAGUUUCCGAACUACUUCCGUUCGAUGAGGAAAAUAUUCAGCACAAAAGCUUAAGCGGACGCGCUAUUCGUGAAGAGGUCGAAGAAAAAAUCGGAAAAGUUAAAAUUAUGGUCGGCGAAAAGGCUGAUGUAGAAAGUAAUCAAUUGCACGAGUUGUUCGAGGUCGGGGAGGAAAAACCCGAGGGGGAUGUUAAAUCAGACCUUGUUUUCGAUUUAAGAUCUGCAUAGUAAUUUCUGUUUCUUUCUAUUUCAAUUAUCAAUUGUUCUUUUUUACAUUUCCAUAUUCCAGUGCUUAAGUUUGCGAAACAAACAUACAAGAAAACACUUUUUUUUUUAAAUAAUUAUUAGUUUAAUAUACAACAUGCCUUAAAAAGUAUAAAA